Elaeis guineensis (African oil palm) is the source of this 1070-nucleotide messenger RNA. RefSeq lists its product as uncharacterized. NCBI's taxonomy places the organism in Eukaryota, Viridiplantae, Streptophyta, Magnoliopsida, Arecales, Arecaceae. Gene Ontology annotation, molecular function: fatty acid binding. Gene Ontology annotation, biological process: systemic acquired resistance. The record is from RefSeq and is a predicted model, not a curated record.
UCUGAUCGUGGGGCCAGAGAUCGGCUACACGUUUUUGCCGACAGUUGAUUCACUAAAGAAGUGCUUGUACAGAAUUUUGGUAGAUGGCAAGGGAGUACUCGCCAAGAAGGGUGAGGUUGCGAGAAACAGAGCAAUGCAGCUAUUUACUGCAGCAAAGAUGGCAGCAGCUUAUGAAAGGCUCUUCCUUUGCAUCUCUGAAGGGGCUAAAGUAAAGGAUAACAUUGAUUACUGCAAAUACCCACUUCCAUGGGACCGACGUAGGUGAUAUUGCUGCAUUCAUUUGGAUGGGCAUUAGUGCUGCAAUAAACAAACUGUAGCUGAUAUAGUGCUGCCUCCAUUAAGGUUUUAUGCGCCAUGAGAUGGCAGUCAUCUAGUGUUUUGCAUAAUGUCUUCUAGGAGCAAAUCUAGCUAUAUAUACCCCAUUGUCGAUCAUAUUCUGUGCAUUGAAGAGUAAGAGAUGGAAGUUACAAUGAAGUACCUCUGCAUUCUUGGAUUGUUUGUGGUUGCAAGUAUCAGUGGGUUGGAGAGGGUCAACGGAGCUGGGGAAUGUGGAAAGGUUCCUGUGGACAGGAUGGCCUUUCGGAUGGCUCCGUGUGCAUCAGCAUCACAAGACGCCCAGGCCCAGGUUUCAAGCAGGUGCUGUGCAGAGGUGCAGAAGUUAGGCCAGAACCCAAGUUGCCUCUGUGCUGUUAUGCUGUCGGAUACUGCAAAGAGUGCUGGAGUCGAUCCUGAAGUGGCAAUCACAAUUCCCAUGCGGUGCAACCUGGCAGAUCGCCCUGUGGGAUACAAAUGUGGUGGGUAUACCUUGCCUUGAAGGACAGAGGGUUGAAGGAAGACUGGAGACCGCUACUAGUAGCUGCUGGUGUGAUGAUGAUGAUGUUGUAGCUCCUGUUGGCUUAAAUAUGAUGUUGAAAAUGCCAUAUGAUGUCAGACUUGGUGUAUGAACAUAAUAAAUAAAUGGCUGCUUUCUGUGUUGAGACUUGCAUGAGAGCAGUCUUGGCUCCUGUUCUGGCGACAAAGUUCUUCGAUUAUAUCACCGUGUUAUGAACUAAAUGCAUCUAAGUUCUGUU